Molecule: messenger RNA, 2022 nt
Organism: Schistocerca serialis cubense
Lineage: Eukaryota; Metazoa; Arthropoda; Insecta; Orthoptera; Acrididae
Product: dnaJ homolog subfamily C member 13-like
Exons: 11
Biological process (GO): endosome organization; receptor-mediated endocytosis; regulation of early endosome to late endosome transport
Cellular component (GO): endosome membrane
Source: RefSeq, a predicted model, not a curated record
AUGGACAAAGGUGCUGGAAGAAUUGCAGCACAUCAACUCCCCUGGGUGAGAGGAUGUGUUGGGGGUGGUGGUGGUGGUGGUGGUGGUGGUGGUGGUGGUGGGGGCACAGGCACAGGCAUAGGCACCUGCACUGAAUUGCAGCCCUAUAAAUAUGCUGGCUAUCCACAACUGAUCAAAACAAUUCAGCUGGAAAGUGCAGAUGAACAUUUAUUCUCAAAGUCUGCACCACUGCUUGCAAGUGCUGGUGAACUGGCCUAUCAUACAGUCCAUUGCUCAGCUCUCAAUGCAGAGGAGCUGCGCCGGGAAAGAGGUCUUGAAGUCUUAUUAGAUGCCUAUAGUCGCUGUGUCUCUGUUCUGAGUGCUGCUUCAAAACCUAUUGAUGUAGCUGUACAAGUCUGUAUCCACGUUACACGCUGCUUUGCUGUUGCCGCACAGUUCCAGGGAUGCAGAGACAAAAUGGUUGAAAUGACACAGCUCAUAAAAGACCUAUGUCAUGUACUCUACUUCAAGCACCUCACACGACUUUGUGCUGUGGCAACGGACUGUGUGAGCUCCUUGGCCACUGAUAGUAUUCUCCAGAUGCAACUCUUGAAGGCAGGGGUUCUUUGGCACUUACUUCUUUUUAUGUUCAAUUAUGACUACACAUUGGAGGAAGGUGGUGUUGAAAGAACAGAGGAUGCAAAUCAGCAGGAGGUUGCAAACAAAUUAGCCAAGUUGGCAGUUACUGCUUGUGCUCGUUUGGGUGGAUAUUUACCAGGAGAUAAUAGCACCCCAAAGAAUUCAGUGAUCCAGAAAGCCUUAAGCAGUCUGUUGACACCAUACCUCGCAAGACAACUCAGCUGUGAUAAGCCAGCAGAGGUUCUGAAGAUAUUAAACAGUAAUUGUGAGUCACCAUACUUGUUAUGGGAUAAUGGAACAAGAGCUGAGUUGUGUGAAUAUCUUGAAAAACAGAGAUCAAAUAAACUCCAUUAUGAUGAUGAUGACGAUCCCACAUAUGGUACAGAAUUCACAUACUCAGCGCUGAAAAAAGAGCUCAUUGUUGGUGAAAUUUUUGUUCGUAUUUACAAUGAACAACCAACAUUUGCAAUUGAGAAUCCUAAAGGUUUUACAAUUGAUUUAUUGGAAUUUCUGGCUACUCAGUCAGAGCAUCUCACAUCCUUAGGAAGUAUUGCACUCACAGUGAAAGACAAACAAGUUGUAAACAACGUUGUUAUGGCUCUGGAAGCUCUUUAUAAUGUAAUUAAAAAUAAUCCAGGUGUAGAAAUUCAAUGUAUUGGUCACUUCCGACUACUAUUUGGUCUGCUUAAUGUUGAUAGCUGCAAACCUGUACAGAAGUGGAGUCUGAAUGUUGUAUCAAAUGUUACAAGAAAUCAAGAAUGUGUUAAUGAUAUAGCUGCUUCUGAGGUGGUUGUAUAUCUGCUGCUUGCUCUGAACGGCCUGCCAGAUGACCAAGCACUGGUGCUUGAUACAUUACAUGCUCUUGUUUCAACAACUAAAAUAGUAAAGGAUGCUUUGAACAAAGGUGCAGUAAUUUACCUUUUGGAUCUUUUCUGCAACUCCAACAAUCCUGUUGUGAGGGAAAAGUCAGCUGAAUUAUUGGCCCGUAUGGGGGCAGAUAAGCUUGUUGGACCUAAAGUAAGACUUGAUGUGGGACAUUUUCUACCAGCAGCGUUUGCUGAUGCAAUGAGAGAUUCACCACAGUCUUGCGUCCAUGUAUUUGAAGGUGUACAUGAGAAUCCCGAACUGAUAUGGGAUACAGAUGCCCGUCAAUCUGUUUGUAGGGUUGUCUCAAACAUGAAAGAAGAGCAUUACUUGGCACAGCGUCAAAAUCCAACUACUGUGUGGAAGGUACCCGAAGAAAACACAUUACUGAAUAUCACAAAUUCAAAUGAAUUGAGAGUGGGAGGAGUGUACUUAAGACUUUUUGUAGCCAAUCCAGGCUGGGUUCUACGUAGGCCAAAGGAGUUCCUUGCUGAAUUAAUGGAUACAUGUAUAUCUCUCAUGAGCAAGGAAAAGCCUGAU